CAUUGCAAUGAUUUUAUUAAUUCGCAAUGCUUCUUAAAAUGUCAGUGUUCGUAAACGUACGCAUUACAAAUUUUAUGGAUUCUUAAAUCAGAUUUUGUAAUCAAUAUGAUCGUGUUUAAAGCAUUUUUAUUUUUUCAAUUAAUUUAUAUUACUUCGCCAUUACUAAUAAAUCAAAGAUCAGAUUGGGGCAACGUACAGGCAAAAAGUGAUGACGCGUGCGUUUCGAUUACUUUAAACAAACCAAUUCAGCUUAGGUCAAAUAGUUAUCAGACGUUUUAUGUCAGCAACAAUGGUGGUAUAUUUACACAAAGUUACACUACGAUGAUUGAAUUUAAUCCGUGGACUAGUUUUCCACCAGAUAGCCUUUUGGUAUACUGGGCGGAUGCAAAUUAUCUACGUCAAUGCACGGAUGUUUUAUGUGGGAUGUACAUUAAUCAAAAUCCCUCAAAUGCACUUUUAUCAAUAAUCAACAAUACUAUUAAAAAUGGUUUUUCUGCGGAUGAAAAGAGAACAAUAAUUGUAACAUGGUAUAAAGCUCCAUUAUACGCCUCAGCGUCGCUUAAGCAACUUUUAGAAAACACUUUCCAAGCAGUUUUAACUUCUGAUGGAACAAAUACUUAUUUCAUUGUUUCAUAUGACACUAUUACUUAUCCUCAGCUUAACGAUGGAGCUGUCAAGAUUGGUUUUUAUCAAAACUCAGGUUUUCGAAUUGUUCUCCCUGGGUCAGAAAAUUUAAACUUUAUCAGAAAUAAUCUAAACUGUCAAUCUAAUGUUAAUCUUCCUGGUGUUUAUGUUGCAGGACUGACAUCUUUAAGUGGUUAUCAAGGUAUCAAUAAUGCAGGUGUCAGCAAAAUCACCAGUUCUUGCUCAUUCUGUCAAGGAGACAGUCUUGUACAAUGUUUUCAACCAAAUACUUUGCAAGCAUCACCAAGCUUUACCUAUUUAAAUAUGGCAUCUUCAGGAGUUGCAAGUACUAGAUUAGCAUGGUUAUCUACUUUAAAUGCUACAGUUGUUACUUUUUCUGAUGAAACUCAGAGAACUCCAAUCCAGUCUGGUGUUAUUUCAAGUAGCUCUCAAUUUGUUACUAGUACAUCUUCCAAUAAUUCCACAUUGUUUGCAUUUUCUGUUUUCCUCAUAUCUGCUUCUAUUGCAACUCCUUCUAUCGCUACUGCUGUUGUUCCUACCCAAUCUGGAUUGUCAUCUAUACUUUUAAGUACUAUUGUUGCAACAACACCUCAGUCUUCCACAAAUUCAACAACACCUCAGCCUAAGUCUUCAACAAAUUUAACAACACCUCAGCCUCAGUCUUCAACAAAUUCAGGAGGGUGUUUGGUUAAUAAUGGUGGUUGUAGUGAUAUUUGUAAUCUUUUAAAUAACAAUGUAGUUUGCUCUUGUUCAAAAGGUGUUUUGGCAUCCGACAGUCGUACUUGUUAUGAUAAUACAGAAUUUAUCUUUGCCUCAUUGAAAAACGUAGUUUUAAAAUGGAACAGUAGUGACACUCUUGCCCCAAUAUACAAUUUUGGUGUUACUUCUAAUGAUGUAGGUAUUGUUGCUAUGGGCUAUGAUUAUAAGAACAAACUUUUUUACUACUCAAGAAACACUGCUACAGUUUCAAUUAUCAGUGUGAUGAAUAUUGAUGGAAGUAAUAAACAAGCUCUGUUCAUUGUGAAUAAUACUGUUGAUGGUAUGGCAUAUGAUUGGACAAGAAAUUUUCUAUACUAUGCAGACAAGUUUAAUGGUAUUUUUUCUUUGGAUCUUAAUUCCAAAGUUUUGAUUCCAGCUUUAGUUUCAAAAGGUAUUAGCAAUUCGCCAUCACCUGUUUUCCCAAGAGCUAUGGUUUUGGAAAAUUGUGGAAGAUCGCUUUUUGUAACGUUUUGGGGGGAGAAAAAUGGUUAUGUUGGAAGGUUUUUCUUUAAUAAUACAAUGAAAGUAAUUGCAGGAGACUUAUUAUACCCUAAUUCCUUAGCUAUAGAUCGUAAAAAAAGUAGAUUAUAUUGGGCAGAUUCAUUCUUUUCAAGAAUUGAAAGUUCAAAUUUUGAUGGUAGUUGUCGCCAGAUUAUUGCAUUUGUUCCACUUUAUUAUCCAUUCAGUAUGUUUUAUUGGAAUAGUUCACUGUUAUGGAUUAACUGGGUAAAAUUAGAUAGUGCUGGGCAAAAUUCUAUAAUGGCAACUAAUAUAUGGAAUAAACAGACUGUUGUUUUUAAAAAUAUUAGUAGUCGUGGUUAUGCUUUAAAUUUGUAUCAAGAUGACUCUAAUGGAAUAUGUGAUAGCACUCCUGCCUGUGAAAAAAUACCAUUUAUUCCUUUAUAUCCAAUUAGUAACCAACCACUUUUACCUUUUGGCAAAGAUUUUGAUAGAGAGCUACCUCCUACUGAUGAUGGCGGUGUUGAAUUCCUACUGUCACGAAAUAUUCCUUUGUUUUUGAACUACCCAUCUGGAAAUAAAAUUUUUAUCAAUACAAAUGGUAUUAUCUCAUUCAAUGAUUUUUUCAAGGAGUCAAGUGCUUUCACUGAUAGCAAUGUACCCCUAUUAGCAGUGUAUGCAGCUGAUUUUAUUACUUCUCAAAUCGGUAAUGUGUAUUACAGAGAAUCGUUUGAUCCAAUCGAUCUCAUGAUGGUUACUAACAUUUUAAAAAAUAAUUCCUUGGAUUCUAACAAUUCUCUAUUUAAUCCAUCUCAUUUGGUUGUUGCUACUUGGGAUAUGGUGCCUUCAUUUGAUAACCCUAACUUGAUGAGCACAUUUCAAGCAGUUAUUGCAUCUGAUGAUAAACAAUCUAUUGCCAUUAAUUUAUAUCAGAGGCUUGAUAUAAGUGGUGGGCAAGUUGGAUUUAACAAUGGUCUUUCGUGUAAAUUUUUUCCAUCCAUUGAAAAUACAGAGUUGCUUAAUCUUGGAAAUAUGGUGUUUAAUUUGUCAGAGUGUUUUAAUUCAUAUAUAAAUUUAUCAACAACUCAACAAGUACCCAUUACAAGUACUACCAGUUCUCCAGUAGGUAUUGGACAAAUAUCAAUCAAAGUUAUACCUAAUAUACAAAAUUUGUUUCAGGAAACAUCAUUAUUAAGUGAUGACAUAAGUAUAAGCAAUGAUAGUUCGGUAAUUUUUUCACAAACAGUAUCUAAUGUUUAUCCUUCCAAUUCAUUUCUAAAAUAUAAUAGUUCAGUGGCAACAUUUAUUGGUUCACAUGAAAGUGUAGAUGCAUAUCUUUUGCUUAUGUCAGUUAGUUAUUUGUCAAGCUCAUUGCAAAGCCAAUUACAAAUUGGAAAGUUUCAAACUUUACCAUACACAGACUUAAACUGUGUGUACACUUUUUUUCCAACUAUAAUGGAAAGUUCACCUGUAAUAAAGUUAAAUGGUUACACACCUGCUACCAAUCAGUAUUUUUCUGAUUUCCCAUUGUUAUGGUUGUAUAACACCACUGUGAAUGGUUUUGGUGCAUGUUAUAAAGAACAGUUUGCUUUUUCAGAACUAAAGGACAUUUAUAUAAGUUAUGUAGCAAUAUCUAGACCCACUUUAAACAUUUCUGAAGCAAAUACUUAUAUCUUUGAUACCAAACUUAAUGGAGCUGCAACUAAUCAAAAAAGUCUAUUUUGUGAAAAGAUCAAUUUUAAAUAUUCCUAUUUAGAUAUACCUAUUGUACUCCUAACUCCUGAAGUGAUUAUAUCUGAUUUAAAUACAGUAACAAAAGAAUCAAUGUUAAAAAUUGGUAAUCUGAUUACGUGGGUCCAUAGUGUUGGUAAUACUUUUGUAGUCAUUUGUUCCCGAAAUGGUCACGAAAACCAAACUCAUCGACCAUUCCCAGUAAAACUGCACUAUAGUGUUAUUGGAACUGUAGAACCUUGCUUUAAUUUUGCUUGUGCAGAUGAGCUGGAAUGUCAAUUUGAUGACAAUUUAAAACCAUAUUGUGGGUGCAAACUAUUGUGUCCAGUAUCUAGUAAUGUGUGUGGCUUUAAUUUAGUAACCUACUCAAGUCUUUGUGAAAUGCAAAAGAACUUUUGCAAUGAAUUUGGAAAUAACAGUAACACAUGGCCUGGAAUGGCUUAUGAAGGGAGUUGUAAACAGGAUCCAUAUCUUACUGGAAUGGUUAAAUUGGAUCCAGUUCCAGGUGCACCUGGUGUAUUCUGCAAAAAUGUUGCAUUGGUGUCAAAUUUUUUUUAUAAACUUUACCCAUUACAGGUUAUUUUAACUGUGUCAUGGGAAUCAGAUAUAAAAAGAAAAACAAUUCACGAUGCAUCAGCUGUCUGGAGUGAAAACGUUACUGUAAAUAGCUUUAGAGCUUGUGUAUUAGUUGCAGGAAGACAUUUUUUUGACAAUUUGCCUUCACCUAAUGUGUAUUGGGGAGUUUUCCAAAAAAGCAUUUUUACACCAGGUAUAAUAGAAGGUGGAAUUAUUAAUCUUCCUACAUGGGAAACUGGAAGCCAGUGUUUUUCUUUAUCAUUUCCAAGAACUCCAAAUCUUUUGGCAUCUGUCAGCCUUAAUUCAAGCAGUUUUACUGAUGCGUUGAAUAUUUGGAUAGAAAAAGAUCCAAAUUCAUUGGUGCAUAAAAUCUGUGUUCAGGAAUUACAAAACUUCGAUGGUGUUCAUGAAGGUGUUCAAAUUCAUUAUCUAGCAGUGUACACUGCUUCAAAAUAUUUUCCAGAAGUUGGUGACAUGGUUUUAACUUCCUCUAAUAUUGUUGGAUCAACCAUUUGUUCUGCUAUGAAAUACAACACUCAUUAUCCCAAAUUACCAAGUCCUACAGUAUUUGUAACAGUUGCUUCUUCAAGUUCAUUUUUUUCUGCAAAUUAUCCUUUAAAAGAUUCUUUAAAUAAUUUGGCAGCAUGGAUAGAGACAAAGAACGACACUAGCAUUCAGUUUUGUGUAGAUUCAGUUGAUUGGGAAUAUAUGAAGCUCAAUAAACUUACCCUUUAUUAUGUCAUUUUUCCAAAGUUUUGUGAGGAUGGUUAUUACUAUUUUCAAGACCAGUGUUUCAAACUUCUCAACAACAACUACACUUAUGAUCAAGCUCAGUUACAGUGCUCUUAUCUCAAUGCUUCUCUACCUACAAUUGUUUCUAGACCUUGGGACUAUUUUUUAGUUUCACUUGCUAAUUCAGCAAUUUGGUUAGAUUUCAAAAAAAUUGAUGGUCAGUGGGAAUGGAGUAAUAGCCUUUUAUCUUAUACAAAUUGGGGCAUUGGAAAACCAAGUGGAAAUGGUAAUUGUUCUAUAUCUAAUGGUACACAAGGAUGGGCCGAUGUAUUGUGCUUACAAUCUUAUAAUGCUGUUUGCUAUAAAGAUGCUCAAAUAGCUUUUCUUGAUUGCUCUAUGACAUGUCAAAAUGGCUUGUGUCAAAACUCUUUAGGCAUAGUUACAUGCGAUUGUUUGCCAGGCUUUAGUGGAAAGUGGUGCGAUCAGAAAUUUCCUGAUGGCUGUCAAAACUAUGUGACGUUAAAUCAAUCAUGGCGUCGAUAUAGUAGCAGCAGCUUAACAAGCACCCCACUAAAUAUUUCAUGCGAUAAUAUGUUAGCUGGUAACGAUUCGUUAUGGAUUAGAUUCAGUUCAGAAAGUGGUGGGAAAUUGUGGGACUCAAAAUGCAUAGAAUCACAAAACUAUUGCGGUGUCAAGUAUCCAGGUUGGCUAUCAGUCUCACAUCCAAGUGUCAGUGACGGAUUAGUCACUGCUACUUUGUAUUUCUAUUCUUAUUACUGUGCCAGCGAUGUCGGUUUAGUAAAAAUUAUAAACUGCAACAAUUAUUACGUGUAUAACUUUGUAACAAUACCUUAUUGGAGUUGCGAUUUUGGUGUUUGUACAGUUUAAACAUUUUUAUUAUUUUUAUCAAAUUUAUUAAUAACGAGUUUUUAAACUAAUUUCAUACACUUUAUGUAAGGUUUGUAUAAUUAUAAAUCGAAUUUUUGUUAUUUAAAUAUUUUGUUUUUGUUAUUUAAAUAUUAAAGUUGUAUUUAAAAUA
Molecule: messenger RNA, 5941 nt
Organism: Hydra vulgaris (swiftwater hydra)
Lineage: Eukaryota; Metazoa; Cnidaria; Hydrozoa; Anthoathecata; Hydridae
Biological process (GO): receptor-mediated endocytosis; cell-matrix adhesion
Cellular component (GO): signaling receptor complex; apical plasma membrane; plasma membrane
Molecular function (GO): protein binding; hormone binding
Source: RefSeq, a predicted model, not a curated record